GAGCGCGAGCCGAGCUGGAACCCAGGGACCGCGGCCCCGCCAAAGCCGGGUCCGAACCCAGUUCUCCAGGCCGACUUCACUGCGCCUGCCACGCCGAUCUCUGCACUGUCUCUCGCCAGGCGCCCCCCGGAGGGAACUGUCUGUUAGGAUGGGAGCUGUGGAGAGGCAGAGGCAGCACACACCCCUCAAGGCUGGGCUGGCCACAGCAUGGCUCAUCCUGAUCCUCUUCUUUGGGGCCAUGUCUGAAGUGGUUGCUGAGUGCCCUGACCAGAACCCUGAGCUGCAGCUCUGGAAUCCUGGCCAUGAUCCGGAGCACCACGUGCACAUCGGCAAGGGCAGGACGCUGCUGCUUGCCUCCUCUGCCACAGUCCACUCCAUCAACAUCUCCGAGGGGGGCAAGCUCAUCAUUAAGGACCACGAGGAGCCCAUUGUUUUGCGCACCCGCCACAUCCUGAUUGACAGUGGAGGAGAGCUGCAUGCUGGGAGUGCCCUCUGCCCUUUCCAGGGCAAUUUCAGCAUCAUUCUGUAUGGAAGAGCCGAUGAAGACAUCGAGCCAGACCCUUACUAUGGGCUGAAGUACAUCGGUGUGGACAGGGGUGGCACCUUGGAACUGCACGGCCAGAAGAAGCUCUCCUGGACAUUUCUGAGCAAGACUCUCCACCCAGGGGGGAUGGAGGAGGGAGGCUAUUUUUUUGAAAGGAGCUGGGGCCACCGUGGAGUCAUUGUCCAUGUCAUCAACCCCAAAUCUGGCACAGUCAUCCACUCUGAUAGAUUUGACACCUACAGGUCCAAGAAAGAGAGUGAGCGCUUGGUCCAGUAUUUGAAUGCGGUUCCUGAUGGCAGAAUCCUUUCUGUGGCGGUGAAUGAUGAAGGCUCCCGAAACCUGGAUGACCUGGCCCGGAAAGCUAUGACCAAGCUGGGCAGCAAACACUUCCUGCACCUUGGAUUUAGACACCCUUGGAGUUUUAUCACUGUGAAAGGAAAUCCAUCUUCUUCAGUGGAAGACCACAUCGACUACCACGGCCACCGUGGCUCUGCAGCUGCCCGGGUGUUCAAACUCUUCCGGACAGAGCAUGGCGAAUACUUCAAUGUCUCCUCAUCCAGUGAAUGGGUCCAAGAUGUGGAGUGGACGGAGUGGUUCAACCAUGAUAAAGUGUCUCAAACUAAAGGCGGGGAGAAAAUUUCAGACCUCCGACUAGCUUACCCAGGAAAAAUCUGCAACCGCCCCCUUGACAUACAGGCCACGACGAUGGACGGAGUCAAGCUGAGCACUGAGGUUGUCUACAAAAGGGGCCAGGACUACAAGUUCGCCUGCUAUGACCGCGGCCGCGCCUGCCAGAGCUACCGUGUGCGCUUCCUCUGCGGGAAGCCUGUGAGGCCCAAGCUCACAGUUACCAUUGACACCAACGUAAACAGCACCAUCCUGACCCUGGAGGACGAUGUGCGGUCCUGGAGACCUGGAGACACCCUGGUGGUUGCCAGCACCGACUAUUCCAUGUACCAGGCAGAAGAGUUCCAGGUGCUGCCCUGUCGAACCUGUGCCUUCAACCAGGUCAAAGUGGCAGGGAAGCCGCGGUACCUGCACAUCGGGGAGGAGAUAGACGGCGUGGACAUGCGGGCCGAGGUCGGGCUCCUGAGCCGGAACAUCGUGAUCAUGGGGGAGAUGGAGGACAAGUGCUACCCCUACAGCAAUCACCUCUGCAGCUUCUUUGACUUCGAUACCUUUGGGGGCCACAUAAAGUUUGCACUGGGGUUUAAGGCUGUACAUCUGUCUGGCGUGGAGCUGAAGCACAUGGGACAGCAGUUGGUGGGCCAGUACCCAAUCCACUUCCACCUGGCAGGCGACGUGGACAAGCGGGGUGGCUACGAUCCGCCCACCUACAUCAAGGACCUCUCCAUCCACCACACGUUCUCCCGCUGUGUCACCGUCCACGGCUCUAACGGCCUGUUGGUCCAGGAUGUCGUAGGCUAUAACUCGCUGGGCCACUGCUUCUUCACGGAGGAUGGCCCAGAGGAACGCAACACAUUUGACCACUGCCUUGGCCUCCUCGUCAAGUCCGGAACCCUCUUGCCCUCCGACCGAGAUAGCAAGAUGUGCAAGAUGAUCACAGAGGACUCCUACCCAGGCUAUGUGCCCAAGCCCAGGCAGGACUGCAAUGCAGUGUCCACCUUCUGGAUGGCCAAUCCCAACAACAACCUGAUCAACUGCUCUGCGGCAGGGUCGGAGGAAACAGGAUUCUGGUUCAUUUUCCACCACGUGCCGACGGGCCCCUCGGCGGGGAUGUACUCCCCAGGGUACUCGGAGCACAUUCCAUUGGGCAGAUUCUUCAAUAACCGCGCCCACUCCAACUAUCGGGCUGGCAUGAUCAUAGACAACGGGGUUAAAACCACCGAGGCUUCUGCCAAGGACAAGAGGCCGUUCCUGUCUAUCAUCUCAGCCAGGUACAGCCCGCACCAGGAUGCCGACCCGCUCAAGCCCCGGGAGCCUGCCAUCAUCAAGCACUUCACGGCGUACAAGAACCAGGACCACGGGGCCUGGUUGCGUGGCGGGGAUGUGUGGCUGGACAGCUGCCGGUUUGCUGACAAUGGCAUCGGUCUGACCUUAGCCAGUGGUGGGACCUUUCCAUAUGAUGAAGGCUCCAAGCAAGAGAUCAAGAACAGCUUGUUUGUAGGCGAGAGUGGCAACGUGGGCACAGAAAUGAUGGAUAACAGGAUCUGGGGCCCGGGCGGCCUGGACCACAGCGGAAGGACCCUCCCCAUAGGCCAGAAUUUUCCGAUUAGAGGAAUCCAGUUCUACGAUGGCCCCAUCAACAUCCAGAACUGCACCUUCCGGAAGUUCGUAGCCCUGGAGGGCCGGCACACCAGCGCCCUGGCCUUCCGUCUGAACAAUGCAUGGCAGAGCUGCCCACACAACAAUGUGACUGGCAUCACCUUUGAGGAUGUCCCGAUCACUUCUAGAGUGUUCUUCGGAGAGCCCGGGCCCUGGUUCAACCAACUGGACAUGGAUGGAGACAAAACAUCCGUCUUCCAUGAUGUGGAUGGCUCCGUAUCUGAAUACCCUGGCUCCUACCUCACCAAGGAGGACAACUGGCUGGUGCGCCACCCGGACUGCAUCGACGUCCCUGACUGGAGGGGGGCCAUCUGCAGUGGGCGCUAUGCACAGAUGUACAUUCAGGCCUACAAGACCAGUAACUUGCGGAUGAAGAUCAUUAAGAAUGACUUCCCCAGCCACCCUCUCCACCUGGAGGGGGCCCUCACCAGGAGCACCCAUUACCAGCAGUACCAGCCUGUCAUCACCCUGCACAAGGGCUACACCAUCCACUGGGACCAGGUGGCUCCUGCGGAACUCGCCAUCUGGCUCAUCAACUUCAACAAGGGUGACUGGAUCCGAGUGGGACUGUGUUACCCACGAGGCACCACCUUCUCUAUCCUCUCCGAUGUUCACAAUCGCCUGCUCAAGCAAACGUCCAAGACGGGCACCUUUGUGAGGACCUUCCAGAUGGAGAAAUUAGAACAGAGCUAUCCCAGCAGGAGCCACUAUUACUGGGAUGAAGACUCGGGGCUCUUGUUCCUGAAGCUCAAAGCUCAGAAUGAGAGGGAGAAGUUCGCUUUCUGCUCUGUGAAAGGCUGCGAGAGGAUAAAGAUUAAAGCUCUGAUCCCAAAACACGCGGGCAUCAGCGACUGCACGGCUGCCGCCUACCCCAGGUUCGCCGAGCGGGCUGUGGUGGAUGUGCCCAUGCCCCCCAAGCUCCGAGGCACACAGCUGAAGUCCAAGGACCACUUCCUGGAGGUCAAAGUGGAGAGCUCCCGGCAGCACUACUUCCACCUGCGGAGCGACUUUGCCUACGUCCAGGUGGACGGGAGAAAAUAUCCCAGCUUGGAAGAUGGUGUCCAAGUGGUGGUGAUUGAUGGGCGCCAGGGGCACGUGGUGAGCCAGGGCAUCUUCAGGAGCUCCCUCCUGCAGGGUAUCCCCUGGCAGAUCUUCAGCUACGUGGCAGCCAUCCCUGACAACUCCAUAGUAGUCAUGGCAUCGAAGGGAAGAUACGUCACCAGAGGCCCAUGGACCAGAGUGCUGGAGAAGCUGGGGGCAGAACGGGGUCUCAGGUUAAAAGAGAAACUGGCAUUCAUUGGCUACAAAGGCAGCUUCCGGCCCACCUGGGUGACUCUGCAGACUGAGGAGCACAAGGCCAAAAUCUUCCAAGUUGUGCCCAUUCCUGUGGUGAGGAAGAGGCAGCUGUGAAGAUGCCGCCACCUUGGUGCCACUGUGGGAGACUCUGCUACAGACCCUUGGCUCUCAGCUCUGUGGAUGGCUCCCCAGGACAUGGCUUGUCAGUCCUGCUGGCCAAGGGAAGAAUGUCAGAGACCUCUGGUGCUGCCACCCGCCCCGACUCACUCAUCUACCUGCAGCGGGGGCGGUGCUGGCCUCUCGGGUGCUUCUUUCCUAUCCGUGCCUCUUCUGCAGGGAUGUGAGGUGGCCUGGGUUGUGCUGCCUGCAAAGGUCCACUUUGGUUGGAUCCUUGGCCCAGGGAGGAAGUGGCAAGAAGGACUGGGUCACCUGCAGAUCCCGUGGUCACCAGCAGAUGUGUCAGGGGGCAGUGUAGGAAUGAGAAUCCCAGCCCUCAGAAGAUCUUUACUCCCAUGAGCGAGGACAAGCCCUUGCUGUGUAGACAGAGCUUGCAGCUGGCCCCCUGGGGAGUGGCUGCCUCUUGGGAGACUCCAGGGUCAUGUUGGAACCAAGGCCUUUCUGCACUGUGAAGCCAGAAGUCUGUACUGGAACCCAGCAGCAGCCAAAAACAAUCUUCCCAGUGGACUCGUAGGACAAGAGUGCUGGGGCCCAUGGGUAGAGAGAUGAGGAAUGUGCAAGCUGAAGGGUGGCCUGCCAGGUGGAAAGAAGAGAAGGCCAGUGCCCAUCAGAGUUGGGACAGGUGCAGGGUGCUGGGAGGACACAUUGUAUGGUGGGAGUGAAGGGCUGUUUGUUGGUGAAGAGGGGCUGGUGGCCUCUUGGGUGGCUCAGCAGUGAGUGUAUUCCUGGCCUCACCUGCUGCAGUCGGGUGACUGCAGGGUCACCUUUGUCCUCUGCUAGCUGACCCACACAGGACAGAGAUGGUGGGGGGGGGGGUUGGGCUGGACUGGUACUCCCCUGAGCCUAUGGAUCCAGCCCUCAGAAGGUGCAGAUCGGGGACAAGGGACCGGCUCACCCUCAGCCUUCGGUCAGCAUCGAGGAAGAUGAAGUCCUGGGUGAGGAGAGGCACGUGGCCAGGGCAGCCCAGACCCCUUUCCAGCAGUUGCUGCCACACCAUGUUGCCUCAACAGCUGGCCCUGGGGACCAGCUACCUGAAGUAGCUUCCCAGAAGACAUCUGGUCCCUUUCCAUGGAAAGAGAAGAAGAAUGAUCCUCACCUGGUGGCUAUUUCCCACCUGCCCUCCUCUGGGUGUCAGGGUCUCUGCACUGCCAUCACUUUGCUCACACUGCCCACCAGCCCUUGCCAGGAGCCCCACGGUGGUAGUCACUCCCUUGGUGCUAACUGUGUCUGCUGUCCCACAGCAAGGCCUGUAGAUGGUGUCCCCCUAAGUUCCUGGUGAGCCAUUUCAACUCACAGAGAAGUCUAAAGAGAUACUGUUCUUAUCUACUGCUCAGAGCCCUGAUGGGUCUCACACUGUCCCUGGACCAGGGAACAUAGCCUGUGGCCUCCCGGGGGCUCCUGAAUGCAUGUGUUUCCACUCUGCCCCAGCCACAAACUCUUUCUUUGAAAGAGGGCUUGCUGGAUCCCUCUGCACCCCUGAUACUCUGUCCCAAAGCCCACUCCCCAGGCUGAACCCACUGCCGGAAAGGUCUUUCAGCCACUGGGAGGUGACAGCAGGACUUUGCCUCUUAAACACAGCUGCUUUGAGGGCCCAAAGCAUGGGACGGAUCCUUCUGGGGAGCUGAGCAGGCAGUGACCUCAUUCCCUUCUUGUGUAGCCGUUGACUUCUCUAGCUCUUCCAACACAAGGGCCUCAUACUGUGAACCACUUAGGAUGCGAUCACUUUUGGGGUGGCCAGGAACGCUGAAUGUCUUUGGGUCAGUUCAUCCUGAAGAUGUCUAUUGGAAAUGUCUCAGAGUUGUACAUAUAUGUGAAAUGACAGGUUCUGUACAUAAAAUUGUUUUUCCUAAAAUGUUCACCAAGAGGCAAUGACUAGGCACUUUGCGGGUGGCACAAAUUUCCUUAAUGCUGAGAAAACCGUUCUUGCUGUUCUUUCUGUUUGUAAAUGACAGUGAGUUGGACCUCUAAGGAAAAUAACAAUCCUCCGAAAUGCUUGUCUUUUUCCUGUUGCCGAAUUAGCUGGUCCUUUUUCGGAAGUUGGAUGUACAGUGUGUUUUGUAUAUAAAUAUUUCUUGUAGGUGUCACCAUGAACAAAGAUAUAUUUUCUAUUUAUUUAUUGUAUAUGCAUUUCAAGGAGUCAUUGUCAGAGAAAUGAAGUGGCAUUUCAGAUGUCAUGUCUGAGGGUGUCCUUUGGACUGCUUGGGAGGGGUGUGCCUAAAGCCAGGGACAUUGGCUCUGGUCUGGAAAAUUGAGCUGUACCCUAAUAAACGCACGAAGGAUGCCA
This is a messenger RNA of Cavia porcellus (domestic guinea pig), 6587 nucleotides long. It is a transcript of the gene Cemip, whose product is annotated as cell migration inducing hyaluronidase 1. Bases 149 to 4240 code for a protein of 1363 amino acids. The record is from RefSeq and is a predicted model, not a curated record. NCBI's taxonomy places the organism in Eukaryota, Metazoa, Chordata, Mammalia, Rodentia, Caviidae. The transcript has 29 exons.